This is a messenger RNA of Macadamia integrifolia, 1075 nucleotides long. RefSeq names its product ABC transporter I family member 10. Gene Ontology annotation, cellular component: membrane; chloroplast envelope. The transcript is spliced from 6 exons. Gene Ontology annotation, biological process: transmembrane transport. The record is from RefSeq and is a predicted model, not a curated record. The coding region runs from base 219 to 1010 and encodes 263 amino acids. NCBI's taxonomy places the organism in Eukaryota, Viridiplantae, Streptophyta, Magnoliopsida, Proteales, Proteaceae. Gene Ontology annotation, molecular function: ATP hydrolysis activity; ATP binding.
AAAAAUCUCGGAAGCUAACCCAGUUUCCCAGUCUACAGAAGAGCGAAACCUGAAACCGAUUCCUGUUAAACGAUCUACUUGGCAUUCCGGUCGCAAGGACACAUCCUGUGUUUCCGUGAAGCUCAGUUCUCUUGGCCAUUCCUCGUCGGUUGUUUUCUGAAUUUCUUUGCCAAUUGGAUAGUUAUUAGUUGGAAAGACUAAAGAAAGUCCGUUAUGCGAUGAGUCUGUCUACUUUCAUUCGCGCCUCUGUCUCUCAUUUUCCUCCUAUCCAUUCCACCGCAGACACAAGUGGUCUUGCUACUCAGAAUUUCGCCAUCGAAGGCCGGAAUCUGAAUUAUUCGAUCACGACGAGAUAUGGGAAAUUUGUUCCUAUUCUCAAGGACUGUUCUCUUCGGAUUCCUUCGGGACAGCUCUGGAUGCUUCUUGGACCUAAUGGUUGCGGCAAAUCCACCCUCUUAAAGGUCUUGGCUGGGCUUUUGAAUCCGACUAGUGGGACUGCAUAUGUCAGGAGGCCUAAGAGUUUCGUUUUCCAGAACCCAGAUCACCAGGUAGUGAUGCCUACCGUAGAAGCUGAUGUUGCAUUUGGUCUUGGUAAAUUCAACCUUACCCAAGAUGAAGUUAGGUCCAGAGUGGCAAAAGCUUUAGAUGCUGUGGGCAUGUCUGACUAUUUGCAAAGGCCAGUUCAAACUCUUAGUGGUGGUCAGAAACAAAGAGUUGCCAUUGCUGGUGCUUUAGCUGAAGCUUGUAAAGUGCUGUUAUUAGAUGAACUUACAACAUUUUUGGACGAAAAUGAUCAGAUCGGGGUGAUAAAUGCAGUUAAAAGUUCUCUGGCCGCUUCCGGAGAUGUCACAGCGUUGUGGGUUACUCAUCGCUUGGAAGAACUAGAGCAUGCAGAUGGUGCUGUCUAUAUGGAAGAUGGGAAGGUUAUAAUGCAUAGUGAUGCUUCGAGUGUACUGGGUUUUAUCAGAGAGAGGCAAGCAGCUUAUAAUAACUCGAUAAAUUCUUUGUGAAACUCUGAAUCACUUUAUUGAAGUAAUUUGCAAAUAUACUUAAAGUAAAUUUGUUUCACACAUUA